AUGAAGUACAAAGGCAUGACAUGUUCCUCCGGCUCCCCAGCACUGGUACAUCUAGUAGCGAAUGAGGACUCCUUCGUAGCAGAACGCCUCCGUGCAGCUGGGGCAAUCUGCAUUGGCCGCACUAACACACCACCAAUGAUGGCGAGUGGAAUGCAUCGAGGCGUUCAUGGGAGGGCAGAGAGUCCGUAUAAUCUGGAGUACCUUACCGCGGCUUUCUCAUCGGGCUCGUCGAAUGGAUCAGGGACGUCGACUGCUGCAUCGUUUGCGGCCUUUGGGCUAGGGUCUGAGACUGUGGGAGUGUGGCCGUUGUAUCCUACUUGUGAUGUGAUCGUGCCACAUACACGGAGUGUGGAGGAUAUGAUGGCGAUUCUGGAUGUGUUGACUGUGGUGGACAGGACGAAAGAGGGUGACUUCUGGCGAGAGCAGAACUUUGUCGAGGUGCCGCAUGUGGAGAGGCCGAGUUCCCAUCUGGAUCUCAAGUCUUCGGCGUCGGGGUCGCUCAGGGGCAAACGCAUCGCUGUCCCGGCGAUGUAUGUGGGCGGCCAGGAUCCGAACGCGAAGCCCACAGUGGUUUCUAAAGAUGUGAUUGCUCUGUAUCAGCGAGCGAAGAAGGACCUGGAGGAGUUAGGUGCAACAGUGGAUGAGACGGACUUUCCCUUGGUUACGAACUACGAAGAUGACUCUGUCACCGGCCAUACGAACAAUGUCGUCGGGUUUGAACCCGAUUGGAAUGGUAAAGAACGUGGCGAGCUGGUGGCUUACCUCUGGGAUGACUUCCUGAAAGCGAACCACGAUUCUAAGUAUCCUGGUUUGAGCUCUGUCGAUGGCAGUAUCAUGUUUCCACGUCCGCCGGGCUACAUCCCAGAUCGAUACAUGGAGCACAAGAACUUCAUGAACUAUCCCGGGCUGGUAGAACUCGCCAAGAACCGCGGAGCCAAGACCAUCUGGGACGUCGAGGGCAUAGCAAAAGCCUUACCUGCGUUAGAAGCUCAGCGAAAGCGCGACAUUGAAGAUUGGAUGGACCAAAACGAGAUCGAUGUCGUAGCGUUUCCUUCAGCUGGUGAUGUGGGUAAGUCUGAUCUUGACACCAACGAUGAGAGUGCUCGGCACGCGCUCAAAAAUGGUGUCAAGUACUCCAACGGUAACAGAGCUCUGCGUCACAUGGGUGUUCCUACCGUCUCUGUCACGAUGGGCCUGAUGCAUGAGUCGAGGAUGCCCUUGAAUCUCACUUUUGCUGGGAAGCAUGGGCAAGACUCGGAGUUGCUCAAGUAUGCGUACGACUUCGAACAGCAUGCGAAGAAGAGGAUUGCGCCUCCUGUGACGCCGGCCCUCGAAAGUGAUCAAAUCGUGGAUGAGCCCCGGGACAUGCCGCCAUCAGAUCGGCCAGGUUCAAGCCGCUUUGAGCUCCGCGUAGCAUCGGCGAGGAGAGUGUCGCCCAACGAAAUUGAGGUCCGUGGCAGCAUAGAAGGCCCCUCCAGCGAAAGUAUCAAGCUGGAAGCUUAUGUCGAUGGCAAAGCAGUGCAGGCACCCGCGAUCAAGGUUGAUGGCAACAGCUGGUCCUUCAAGGAUGUCUAUACGCAUUACCUGCCUGUCAUACCACUCUAUGGUGGAGUCGGCCAGGUGGUCAAUCAUGCGCUUGUCGUGAUAUUGGCAAGAGCAGCGAGCCAGGUCGCCGGUCAGCUGGUCCUGGUAGAUCAGAACGCAGCACUCGAAGACUGA
This is a messenger RNA of Fulvia fulva, 1719 nucleotides long. RefSeq lists its product as uncharacterized. The transcript has 2 exons. Lineage: Eukaryota; Fungi; Ascomycota; Dothideomycetes; Mycosphaerellales; Mycosphaerellaceae. The record is from RefSeq and is a predicted model, not a curated record. Bases 1 to 1719 code for a protein of 572 amino acids.